Molecule: messenger RNA, 2604 nt
Organism: Engraulis encrasicolus (European anchovy)
Lineage: Eukaryota; Metazoa; Chordata; Actinopteri; Clupeiformes; Engraulidae
Exons: 1
Coding region: 1-2604 (867 amino acids)
Molecular function (GO): zinc ion binding; nucleic acid binding
Source: RefSeq, a predicted model, not a curated record
AUGCUUGAGAGUAGCGCUACAGAUGCUGAGGCUGUCUUCAAGGUCCUUGAGGAGGUGUACGGUGACAAAGUCCCUGUAGGUACAAGGCUAAGAGAGUUCUACGACCGCAAGCAAGUAGCUGGUGAAAAGAUUAGAGCAUUUGCUUAUGACCUCCAGGAGAAACUUCGUCGAUUAAUAAGACGUGAUGAAAAGCGCUUCCAAGAUUCGGAUUCAGUGCUCAUGGAGCAGUUUGUGUUGGGUUUGCAUGACGAUUCCUUACGCAGAGAGAUGAAGCGGCAGAUCAAGGCGAAGGAAUCUAAAAAAAUCAGUGAGCUCAUGCAGGCCGCCAUCGACUGGUCAGAAGAGGAAGAAGUUCUGUCAGCUGGCCCAGCAAAGAACUCCAACCGGGGCACUGUAAGCGCUGCCUCUGCUGAAAGUAACUCUUGUGCUGGGCUCUCAUUGCAGUCACUGCAUGAAUCCAUACAAAAGCUUGCAGCAAGACAGGAUGAGCUUUUUACUGCGCUGCAAAGAGCUGGACAGCGCAAUAACCCACAAGGGGAGGCGAGAAAACCACCUCUACGAGACCAAGAGGGCAGACUGAUCUGCUAUACCUGUGGUCAACCGGGACAUACAAGCCGUAAUUGCCCACAGAGAAGGGGGGUCCUGCCCCAAGCUAAUGCCCCAGUUACUGAGCCAAAGCAGACUGAGCAGGCACAAGCCAAAAUGAGCACAGCCACUGCAAAACCCAGCAUACUCCCUUCUAAUCAGUCAGGGGUAGAACAGAUUGAAGACCCGCAAAAUGCUUUCGGCAAUUGUUUUACAAUAGAUGUACUGAUAGAUGGGGUGAGGACCUGCUGCCUGCUAGAUACUGGGUCAGAAGUGACUACUAUUUCCGAGGCUCACUUUAAAAGGCAGUUUGAGGGAAAGACCCUGUCGCCUGCAAAAUGGGUUAAGUUAACUGCCGCCAACGGCUUGGACAUCCCCAUAAUUGGGUGCCUGUAUGCUGAUAUUGAGUGCCUGGGAAAGAAGCUUCCAGGAAAGUGUGUGUUUGUGCUUCGAGACGAGACUGACAACACAGGUGGAACCCCAGGCAUACUGGGCAUGAAUGUGCUCGGCGAGCUUCGUAGCCUAUUUACUGGCUUAGAUGGGGUGCAGCAGAUGGAGAGGCAUGGCCAGCGGAGUGGGGGUGCGAGCCUUCAUCGUGUCUUUGUGGAAAUGGGCAAAGAAGAGCAACUGGUGGACCGCAAUGGGAGAAUUGGCUUUGUCAAAGUGGGUGGUAGGCGGGCUGUCAUCAUUCCCCCCCGCAGUGAAACAGUCAUUGCAGGGCGCUGUCGGGUGUCCCCUAAAAUAAAAUGCCAAGUCCUGGUGGAGGCUUCGCCCACUGUGAACACACCUCCUGGGCUGUUGGUAGCCAACGUUUUGGCAAACUCCGUGGGUGGGAAGGUCCCAGUCCGAAUAAUGAACCCAAGCCACAAGCCCAUUGUUUUGCCUCCUAGAACAAGAGUGGCUGAGCUGUGUAAGCCACACAAAGUGCUGCCCAAGGAGGUGGUGGCGUUUGAAGAGGCAGCAGGUGAACUUCGAGUCAAAGCCAUUGUGAGCCAGGUGCAACCUAAGUUGGAAGAAUCAGGGCCAUUGGCCGUCCCUGUGCAAGCAGAUCUGCAGGGCCUCACGCCAGACCAGGUACAUCAGCUCAACCACCUGUUAGAGAAGCACCAUGCUGUGUUUUCACGAAACGAUGGAGACUAUGGCUACACCACUACUGUAACUCACUGUAUCCCCACUGGCAGUGCUCACCCCAUUAAACAAAGACAUCGUCGGGUGCCACCCCACGUGUUCCAAGAAGUGAAGCAGCAUGUGCAGGAUCUAGUUGCACAGGGAGUGCUCAAGGAGAGCUGCAGUCCAUGGGCGUCCCCGGCAGUUGUAGUCAUGAAGAAAGAUGGGUCAGUACGGUUCUGUUGUGAUUACAGAAGACUCAAUAAUGUGACGCACAGAGACGCGUACCCCCUCCCUAGAGUGGAGGAGUCAUUGGACGCUCUGGGCCAGGCACAGCUCUUUUCGUCUCUGGACCUCACUGCCGGGUACUUUCAAGUAGCUGUAGCUGGCCAGGACCAGGAGAAAACGGCUGUAACAACACCAUUUGGGCUGUAUGAAUGGACCCGCAUGCCAUUUGGGCUCUGUAACGCCCCCGCAACAUUUCAGCGCCUAAUGGAAGUUGUGCUGGGGGACAUGGCUUUUGAAAUGCUGCUGAUCUACCUGGACGAUGUCCUUGUGUUCUCGAAAGACUUUGAAAGUCACUUGCAGCGCUUAGAUCUCGUGCUUGGUCGGCUGCAGGAACACGGGCUCAAACUCAAGCCUAAGAAGUGUUUCUUGUUCAGAAAGGAGGUCAGGUUUCUUGGCCAUGUGGUCUCGGCAGAAGGGGUUCAAGUGGACAUGGAAAAAGUGAAGGUACUGGAAGACUGGCCUGCCCCACAAUCUGUAAAAGAAGUCCGUCAAGUAGUUGGCUUUAUGUCUUACUACAGGCGGUUCGUUCCCCGUUUUGCUCAGUUAGCAAGGCCCCUACAUGCUCUGAUGGGCAAACAGAAAAAGGGUGCUCUUCCGGUGCAUUCGGGACCCCAGGGAUGGUGA